Messenger RNA from Drosophila novamexicana, 1184 nucleotides. RefSeq lists its product as uncharacterized. The coding region runs from base 178 to 1170 and encodes 330 amino acids. The record is from RefSeq and is a predicted model, not a curated record. The transcript has a single exon. NCBI's taxonomy places the organism in Eukaryota, Metazoa, Arthropoda, Insecta, Diptera, Drosophilidae.
AUUAGAAAAAAAAAACUUAAACUGAGCAUCCAAUUCGUGAAACCAGCUUUAGUUCUCUUGAAGAUUCUUGCUGUCGUUUGCCAACUUUCAGUUACCAAACUGUCUCUCUGCCGCGCAAAUCGCUUGAAAAACCCCUGACUAAAAAACUCAAAUAAAGCAUAAAAAACUUUCGUAAAAAUGCGCCGUUAUUUUUCGGGAAAAUGUCUGCGGCUAGAGCUUGGGCUGCUGCUGCUGCUUGGUCUGCUGUCGCCCGGCCAGCCGGCGAAUCUGCUGAACAGCUAUCUGCCCGCUUCCAUGCAGGCACUGGCCUAUUACAUCGAUCUGCUGCAAUACGAGCCGCUGUCCAGCACCACGGCUGAGCCGCCGUUCAGUGCUGAGGGUCAGCAGGAUGCGAGCACCAGCCCGCUGCCGCCGACCAGCCCAAAGCCAGCUACUGCUGCUGCGGCUGCUAGACCCAGCAGCACAACGCGACGUCCCAUGGGCAGCACCACCGGCUGGUGGCAGCCGCCCAGCUGGUGGGAGAUGCCGCAACGGACCUCAACCACGGCAAAACCGACAGCAGCGCCAACGCCGCAACAUGGACCAGCGCUGUAUGCACCAGCUGGAGGCAGGCGGUCACCUGCGCCGCUGGAGGGUCAGGCGCUGUUCGAUGAGAUUCACGAUGAUGCGGACUUUGAUAGGCUGCCGCUCUCGUUGAUCCGUGAUAUACAGACGGAGACGCUGCACGAUGACUUCACCAACGAUGUGGAAUCCUUGGAUAACUUCUUGCGUCUAUAUGAUGAUAAUUAUGGGCGUGCCGCUUUUGAUUUUGAGUCGGCCAUGGAUCGCUGGAGUAGCACAUCGACGGCGGGCAAGAAACGUGUGCCGCCCACCAAGCCGUAUGUGGACUUUCUGCUUGUCUACGAUCUGCUCAAGCGUGAUGCCAAAGCGGCGAAUUUGAGCAAAUACGAGGGCUACUCGGAGGAGUUGCUACAGCAGCUGUUCGAGCUGUCGAAUGCCUCGUCCACGCGGCAGUUGCACACCCUGUUCCAGCGCAUGCUGGACCGUGGCGAUAUACAGCGCAGCGAUGUGGUGGCCCGUGUGCAGGGCAUUCUUAAAGAUCUGGGCAAUCCGAAUAGCCCCACGUCCAAGGCACUCGUUCACAUACCCAGCAUGCAGUUUUUGCCCUAGUUCUUAAGUGUUUU